GUGUAUAUAUGUUGAAUUUUACAUUUAAACGAGUACUUUGUGCCCAACUCAAUAGCAAAAUAUUGCACUCGAUAUGAACGCGCCAGUGUACAAAUGUUUGGAUACUGAGUGAAGAGGUUUUACUUCCUGGUUGGUUUGUCAUGAAUGGAAUCGUUCACGUGUGACUCUAUAGCUGUCAAUGUGAAGUCCUUGAGCAGACGACAUGCGUUGAAACACUGGUUGUUCUUUGAGCAGACAACUCAUAUUGACUUUUUCCUCCAUUUUCGACGCUAUGGAUGGCAAACAGAAUCCGAAACAGCGCAGGGGAAGCAAUAAUGGCAUUGGCAAUGCUGGAAACGAGAAAGGAAAAAAGUCAAAACGUCCAAAGAAAAAUAAAACAAGGAAGAAGCAAUAUCUUGAGAGAGACAACGAUGUGGCGACUUUAAUUUCUAACCUGAGUUUACAAGAUACUGGUCCAGAUUCAGAUAUCGCCAAUCAUUUUGCAUUCACUAAGAACGGCAGUUUCAAGAAGGUUUCAUCCAGCACGUCGACAGCUACAAGCUCAGGGAAUGAUGAGAUAACCAAGGAUAGUCUCAACAUAACUGAUGUGAAAAAAGGAAAGAAUGGUGCCUUAUGGUUGACGGAUAAUGUAAUCAAGGAAAACUUCCUCAAAAUGUCUGACCAAGCUGCAGACUUCGACGAAGGUGUUUGGAAAUCUAUCAAAUUAUCGUUGUGUCAAAAAGCUAACAACUCUCUAUUAAGUGCCAAAUAUAACAGAUUGAACUAUACUAACAACGUGCCACAGUUUGAUUAUCCGCCUUCAGCGCCGCAGGCGGAAAGUCUGCGCUGGGAAUUCAAGAUGGACAGUGAUUCUGAGGAAGAGGAAAGACUCCGUGUUUAUAAAAUCAAUCGCCGAAAGCGGUUUUUAGCUGAAAGAUAUGAGAAAGGAUUGGAACUGAUCAGCGGUGCUAAUAAUCAGACUGAAGUUCUACAGCCUACGAUUUCCACCUCCUACUUCGAUCUUAAUGAUGGACCUGUCUUGUCUAAUAUGAUUAAUCAUUUGGGCUUCAGUGGUGCAGACGACAGCAGAGAAAUGGUGCUCAAUUGCAGUUGAUCCGGCCAUGGUGAAAUGAACUGAAUGAAUUUACUUGCAGAAAAGAAGAAAACCACACAAUCAAAUUGUUUAUUGAAAAAAAAACGCGACAGCAGCGCCUACAAUUUAACACUAUUGUCUUUGCUCAUGUCGUAGAUCUAAAAGAUCUAAGGUGCAAUGAUCAUGACUUGCUUUCUUCAAUCCGAAAAUUGGUGCUGUCAUAAACCAUUUGUGUGAUACCUUGUAAUGGUAUUUGAAAAUAUUUUUUUGAUAAAGAAUAUUCAUCAAGCAAUGAAAGCAAUUUAAACGAUUAUAUACAGAACUUGCCUCUUCGAUAACUAUCAGCCCAUCCUGUUCACGGAGCGACCGUGACUUCGAGAUUGAGUGAGGUCAAGGUCAUUGAACGAGAUCAAGGAGCGAGGUCAAGGUCACUGUGAACAAGAUGCACUGCUGGUCAUCGGAAAUUUGAAAGUUAGUUCUAAAUCAUUGUCAGUUAUUUAUACAGUCAUUGCUUGAUGAACACUCCACAUGUAUAUUCCUGGGCUGCAAAUAAUGGUGUAGUUGCACAGUACAGAAAAACAGGGAACCUUAAUAGUCGCCCAACGGUAGAGCGACAGACAACCCAAAGAUCUGGUGGUCCAAGCAACGGUCAAGGAUUUUCCUGUACUUCUUUCUUUCUUUGCUUAUGCCAUUGAUAGCUUCUCCACUGUUGAAUAGUGCAAUAAAUUGUAUAUUGACAGUAUCGUACGUGAAAAAAUAGGCAUACAUUAUGAUGUAAAAUGAGAUAGAUGAUCUUGUAAAUUUUAUAGUACAUCAACAUAUUGUUAUCUAAUGUACACGUAGUUACAUGUUUUUCACUGUACCCGUUCUAUUUUGACAAUACCAUGUCAGUUAGACGUAA
This is a messenger RNA of Lineus longissimus, 1973 nucleotides long. RefSeq lists its product as uncharacterized. The record is from RefSeq and is a predicted model, not a curated record. NCBI's taxonomy places the organism in Eukaryota, Metazoa, Nemertea, Pilidiophora, Heteronemertea, Lineidae. The transcript has 2 exons. The coding region runs from base 272 to 1093 and encodes 273 amino acids.